AUGGCAUUAGAGUUCCGAGCAAAGAACCAACAUCUUAGGACAGGAUGCUUGAAUGUCCUCCUCAGCCUAAUCGACAUGCUGUGCCAGUCACUGCAAGACCUUUCCAUUGAUGAUCUCGUGGGAGCAGACAGUGCACUAACAUACGUGAAAGAUUCGGGUUUUAAGGUGGAUUGGUUGGGGAAAAAACUGGAGGAAGUAAAAGAAAAGAAGAAGGAAGAGUGGUGGUACGCGGAUUCAAGAAUUAGAGGAAGAACUGAAAGACUUGAAGCAGAAGUGCUCAGACAAAGAAACACUUCUAGAGAAAGAGAAGGCAAAGGUGUUAGCCGCCAUUGCUACCCCUCUAACAUUGGAUGA
Molecule: messenger RNA, 354 nt
Organism: Arabis nemorensis
Lineage: Eukaryota; Viridiplantae; Streptophyta; Magnoliopsida; Brassicales; Brassicaceae
Source: the annotation of a GenBank genome assembly